This is a messenger RNA of Triticum turgidum subsp. durum (durum wheat), 288 nucleotides long. The record is from the annotation of a GenBank genome assembly. NCBI's taxonomy places the organism in Eukaryota, Viridiplantae, Streptophyta, Magnoliopsida, Poales, Poaceae.
AUGGUGGCGGCGGCGCCCUCUGGUGGCGGAGGAGGAGGGGGGAGAUGGUGGCGGCGGCGCCCUCUAGUGGCGGAGGAGGGGGGAGAUGGUGGCGCGGCGGCGACCUUCCCCUCACGCAUCCCAUCCCCCCUCGUCAUCCCGGAUCCCACCGGACCCGAGGCGUGCGGGCGCGGCGGUGACCUGCAAGGGAAGGGCGACACUCGAAUCGAUCCAGCCAUGGAUCGGUCCCUGCGGGAGAAAGAGAAAAUGAGGGCCUCCGUGUUCAACAAGAGGAGCCGGGGUUGCUGA